Molecule: messenger RNA, 1264 nt
Organism: Melitaea cinxia (Glanville fritillary)
Lineage: Eukaryota; Metazoa; Arthropoda; Insecta; Lepidoptera; Nymphalidae
Gene: Syx7
Product: syntaxin-7
Exons: 8
Coding region: 254-1033 (259 amino acids)
Biological process (GO): vesicle-mediated transport; intracellular protein transport; vesicle fusion
Cellular component (GO): membrane; SNARE complex; endomembrane system
Molecular function (GO): SNAP receptor activity; SNARE binding
Source: RefSeq, a predicted model, not a curated record
GUCAGUAGCAGUUGUCAAUGUCACACGUAUCGCAUAUUGUUUGUUGGAAAUUUAGAAAUCACUGCCUCCCGUUACGUGUUAUAUAUUUAAAUUUUAUUUUUUUGACAAAACCAUUGACUCUGUGAUUAAAGUAUUAUAAAAGUGUUUAUCUGCUUAUAUUAAAUGUCACUGUGAUAAGCCAGCUUUUGUCACGGUAAACAGCGAACGUCAGAAAGUGAUCAUAUCGAGUCAUUAAUUAGAUUAAAGAAUCAAAAUGGAAACUUCGUACCAGGGAAGUGUAUCGCUUGAAGAUAAUGAUAAUUUUCAGCGGCUUUCUCAAACAAUAGCGAACAACAUAAAGAAAAUAUCGCAAAAUGUCUCGUCAAUGUCCAAGAUGGUCAACCAAUUGCACACUCCUCAAGACUCGCAGGAGCUCAGGAAUCAGUUGAAACAAAUACAGAACUACACUCAGAAGCUUGCCAAGGACACCUCCUCGAUGAUCAUGGAGCUUAUGAAGCAGAAGACUGACAUACCAGCCCAUGCUCUCACUCGGGACCGACUCAGCGAUGAGUACAUGGCUACUCUGAACGCGUUCCAGACCACUCAACGUGCCGCCGCUCGGAAGACGAAAGAAGAUGUACGGAAAGUCAAGGCCCAGAACAUCAACAUCGGCGACCCCUUCGCCCUUGGCGGUGGCAGUAGAGAUAGCGUGGAGAUGGAGAGCAGUCGCAAGCAAGAGCAGAUGUCGGCGCAGUCGGAGAGGGAGUUACAGGAGCUGGAGGAGAGGGAGAGGGACAUCCGACAGCUGGAGAAUGACAUAUUGGACGUGAACCAGAUCUUCAAGGACUUGGGUACGAUGAUCCACGAGCAGGGCGCUGUGGUCGAGUCCAUCGAGGCCAAUGUGGAGGUCGCCGCUCAUGAUGUGGAGGCGGCAACGCAUGAACUCUCACACGCUGCUAUUUAUAAGAACAAGCUGAGGAAGAAGAAAGUGUACCUGGCGCUGAUCCUCAUCGUCAUCAUUUGCAUAAUUCUUAUUCUAAUCUUUAAUCACUGAAAGCAUGUAGGCUUCGGGAGUUACUGCUCUACAUAAAUUAUGUAAGCUGUAUGACACACAUGCCUCCCUUACUACUAUUUAGUUUUUGCGCCUCACAUGUAUAUAUACACAAUAUAAUUACCAAAACAUUUUUUUUGUAUUACUAUGUUUAACCAUUAAAAAAAAUCACAUCAUUUGUUUACUUUUGAUUUUGUGCAUAAUUACAAUAGAAUUAACACAACAAGUAUUCUU